UGUACGACGUGUAGCACGCCAUCUCCGGCCAGGCAUGAGGCAUCUAUCUAUCUAAUCUACCUACAAGUAGAGCCAAGCCUUUGCUGCACAGCUUCAUGCACAAUUCAGAUCGACUACGUACCUCGGUGUUGGCUGUAGACAACGAUCGACGACGACGAUAUCCAGCGAAGCAGAGGAAAGCAUAGCAGUCUGAGCAUAUCAUGUGCGGCAUACUGGCGGUGCUGGGGUGCGGCGAUGAGUCGCAGGGGAAGAGGGUGCAUGUGCUCGAGCUCUCGCGCAGGCUCAAGCACCGCGGCCCGGACUGGAGCGGCCUGCACCAGGUCGCCGACAACUACCUCUGCCACCAGCGCCUCGCCAUCAUCGACCCGGCCUCCGGCGACCAGCCGCUCUACAACGAGGACAAGUCCGUUGCUGUUGCCGUCAACGGGGAGAUCUACAACCAUGAGGAGCUCCGGGAACGGCUCCCCGGCCACAGGUUCCGGACCGGAAGUGACUGCGAGGUCAUCGCCCAUCUGUAUGAGGAACAUGGAGAAAGCUUCAUUGACAUGUUGGAUGGUGUUUUCUCGUUCGUGUUGCUUGACGCACGAGAUCACAGCUUCAUUGCUGCUCGUGAUGCCAUUGGUGUCACGCCUCUCUACAUUGGCUGGGGAAUCGAUGGUUCAGUGUGGAUAUCUUCGGAGAUGAAAGGACUAAACGAUGAUUGUGAGCACUUCGAGAUCUUCCCACCUGGUAAUCUUUACUCCAGCAAAGAAAAGUGCUUCAAGAGAUGGUAUAACCCUCCUUGGUUCUCUGAGGUCAUCCCCUCGGUUCCCUAUGACCCACUACGUCUCAGAUCGGCAUUUGAAAAGGCUGUCAUCAAGAGGCUCAUGACAGAUGUUCCAUUCGGUGUCCUCCUCUCUGGUGGCCUCGACUCAUCACUGGUGGCAGCCGUCGCAGCCCGUCAUUUCGCAGGGACGAAGGCUGCAAAGCGCUGGGGAACUAGGCUCCACUCCUUCUGUGUUGGGCUUGAGGGAUCACCGGAUCUCAAGGCUGCAAAGGAGGUCGCGGAUCACCUGGGUACGGUGCACCAUGAGUUCAACUUCACAGUUCAGGACGGCAUCGAUGCAAUUGAAGACGUGAUAUAUCACAUUGAAACAUAUGAUGUCACGACGAUCAGGGCAAGCACACUAAUGUUCCAGAUGUCACGCAAGAUCAAGGCGCUUGGUGUCAAGAUGGUCAUCUCUGGUGAGGGUGCUGAUGAAAUCUUCGGGGGGUACUUGUAUUUCCACAAGGCCCCCAACAAGGAGGAGUUCCACCAAGAAACAUGUCGGAAGAUCAAAGCUCUCCAUCAGUACGAUUGCUUGAGGGCCAAUAAAGCAACAUCUGCAUGGGGCCUUGAGGUUCGUGUGCCAUUCUUGGACAAGGAGUUCAUCGAUGAGGCUAUGAGCAUAGAUCCUGAAUGGAAGAUGAUCCGGCCUGAUCUUGGAAGAAUUGAAAAAUGGAUACUGAGGAAAGCGUUCGACGAUGAGGAGAAACCCUUCUUGCCGAAGCACAUUCUGUACAGGCAGAAGGAGCAGUUUAGUGAUGGUGUUGGGUAUAGCUGGAUUGAUGGCCUUAAGGAUCAUGCAGCAUCAAAUGUGAGUGAUAAGAUGAUGUCCAAUGCAAAGUUCAUCUACCCACACAACACCCCAACAACUAAAGAGGCCUACUAUUACAGGAUGAUCUUCGAGAGGUACUUCCCCCAGAGCUCGGCGAUCCUCACGGUGCCAGGCGGGCCAAGCGUGGCGUGCAGCACAGCCAAGGCAAUAGAGUGGGACGCGCAGUGGUCUGGGAACCUGGACCCCUCUGGGAGAGCAGCGCUUGGAGUCCAUCUCUCAGCCUACGAGCAGGACACGAUCGCUGUGGGUGGUAGCAAUAAGCCUGGGCCGAUGGAGACCGUGGUGAAUGGUGUUGCCAUAGAGAGCUGAUGAAUGACACGUAUAUCGUGUCCUACUAAAGACAUAUAUGAUGAAUAAGUUCUUGUCGGUGUUGUAAUAAGACAGGCCUAUGUUUCUACUGUUUAAUUUAAAAGAUUCUCUUGGCCUGGCCUAUGAA
Molecule: messenger RNA, 2073 nt
Organism: Hordeum vulgare subsp. vulgare (domesticated barley)
Lineage: Eukaryota; Viridiplantae; Streptophyta; Magnoliopsida; Poales; Poaceae
Product: asparagine synthetase [glutamine-hydrolyzing]-like
Exons: 11
Coding region: 201-1946 (581 amino acids)
Cellular component (GO): cytosol
Molecular function (GO): asparagine synthase (glutamine-hydrolyzing) activity
Source: RefSeq, a predicted model, not a curated record